GAGGCGCGCUUACCGGAAGUGAACCCCGGGACAGUCUAGAUAGAACCAUAUAGGAGUGUUAGACUCGGUGUCUCGCACAAGUGCCGCGAGUGACAGUUUUAGUUUCUGUACACCUGAACUCCUGCGUAUCUCGCACUGUCGCUGUGCUAGCUUUCUGGGAGGAUGGUGGCUCGCCUGCUGCUGCGCGCCUGGCGCCGGGGCCUUGCCUUUGGCCCGGGUGCCCGCUGUCGACCCCUCAGCACCGGCUCCGGGCCCGGCCAGUACCUGCAGCGCAGCAUCGUGCCCACCAUGCACUACCAAGACAGCCUGCCCAGGCUGCCUAUCCCCAAACUUGAAGACACUAUUAGGAGAUACCUCACUGCACAGAAGCCUCUCUUGGAUGACAGCCAGUUCAGGAAAACAGAACAGUUUUGCAAAAGUUUUGAAAAUGGAAUUGGAAAAGACCUGCACGAGCAACUGAUUGCUCAGGACAAGCAGAAUAAGCACACGAGCUACAUUUCAGGUCCCUGGUUUGAUAUGUACUUAACUGCCCGAGAUUCCAUUGUCCUAAACUUUAAUCCAUUUAUGGCAUUCAACCCUGACCCAAAGUCUGAGUACAAUGACCAGCUCACCCGGGCAACCAACAUGACUGUUUCUGCCAUCCGAUUUCUGAAGACACUCCAGGAUGGCCUUUUGGAACCAGAAGUGUUCCACUUGAACCCCGCCAAGAGUGACACUGAUACCUUCAAGAAACUCAUACGCUUUGUGCCUUCCUCUCUCUCCUGGUACGGUGCCUACUUGGUCAAUGCAUAUCCUCUAGAUAUGUCCCAGUAUUUUCGGCUUUUCAAUUCAACACGUUUACCAAAACUCAAUAGGGAUGAACUCUUCACUGAUGCCAAGGCCAGACACCUCCUGGUCCUAAGAAAAGGUCAUUUCUAUGUCUUUGAUGUCCUGGAUCAAGAUGGCAGUGCUGUGCCUGCCUCUGAAAUCCAGGCUCAUCUGAAGUACAUUCUCUCAGACAGCAGCCCUGCUCCCGAGUUUCCAUUGUCAUAUCUGACCAGCGAGAACCGGGAUGUCUGGGCAGAGCUCAGGAAGAAGCUGCUGAGUGGUGGCAAUGAGGAGACCCUAAGGAAAGUGGACUCUGCUGUGUUCUGUCUCUGCCUAGAUGACUUCCCUGUUAAGGACCUUGUCCACUUGUCCCACAACAUGCUGCAUGGUGAUGGUACAAACCGCUGGUUUGAUAAGUCCUUUAACCUCAUUGUAGCCAAGGACGGCACUGCUGCUGUACACUUCGAACAUGCUUGGGGUGAUGGUGUUGCAGUGCUCAGAUUUUUUAAUGAGGUAUUUAAAGACAGCACUCAAAGCCCUGCCAUCACUCCACAGAGCCUGCCAGCUAGGACCGACUCUUCUGUUGCUGUGCAGAAACUCAACUUCAAGCUGGACGAUGCCUUAAAGACGGGCAUCAGGUCUGCUAAGGAAAAGUUUGAUGCCACUAUGAAAACCCUCACCAUUGACUGCAUUCAGUUUCAGAGAGGAGGCAAAGGAUUCCUGAAAAAGCAGAAGCUGAGCCCUGACUCUGUGGCCCAGCUGGCCUUCCAGAUGGCCUUCCUGCGGCAGUAUGGGAAGACAGUGGCUACCUAUGAGUCCUGCAGCACUGCAGCCUUCAAGCAUGGCCGCACUGAGACCAUCCGCCCAGCCUCCACCUUCACAAAGAGGUGCUCUGAGGCCUUUGUCUGCACACCCUCCAAGCACACUGCUAGAGAGCUUCAGCAGAUGAUGGCCGAGUGCUCCAAGUACCACAACCAGCUGACCAAAGAAGCAGCAAUGGGCCAGGGGUUUGACCGACACUUAUUUGCUCUGCGAUACCUGGCAGCCACCAAAGGGAUUGCCCUGCCUGAACUAUACUUGGACCCUGCAUACCAGCAGAUAAACCACAACAUCCUGUCCACAAGUACACUAAGCAGUCCAGCAGUGAACCUCGGUGGCUUCGCCCCUGUGGUCUCUGAUGGCUUUGGCAUAGGGUACGCUGUUCAUGACAGCUGGGUAGGCUGCAAUGUCUCCUCCUACACUAGCCGCAAUGCUCAUGAAUUUCUGCGCUGUGUAGAGAAGUCCUUAGAAGACAUGUUUGAUGUCUUAGAAGGCAAAUCCAUCAAAACCUAGCUGCUGGGCUGGUGAAAAAUUUCCAUUGUGUUACUGACGUGAAAAUUGAGGUCUGUGUAGCUAAUAGGUGCUAUUCUGUGACUAAUGAGAUUCAUGAGGUGUCUGAGCAGCCAGUGCUGUAAAGCCUGAGAUUUCAAACCUUGGCUUUAAAGGCUACACACGUGACUUCCUGGUGGGACAACUACUAAAGAUAAUGUGAGACCUCAACUCUAAUGAUGUCUGAUGAGGUAAGAUUUGGAAAAAUAACUCAGGUGUAUUUAUUGUUUAAGGAGAAAUAAAACUUUGUUGCUUGGA
Molecule: messenger RNA, 2433 nt
Organism: Erinaceus europaeus (western European hedgehog)
Lineage: Eukaryota; Metazoa; Chordata; Mammalia; Eulipotyphla; Erinaceidae
Gene: CPT2
Product: carnitine palmitoyltransferase 2
Exons: 5
Coding region: 163-2139 (658 amino acids)
Biological process (GO): fatty acid beta-oxidation
Cellular component (GO): mitochondrion
Molecular function (GO): carnitine O-palmitoyltransferase activity
Source: RefSeq, a predicted model, not a curated record